GUACACCUGCACCACCUUUCCGCACCGGUUGUCAUUGCAUCCUAACAUUAUCGCGGCUGUCAGAAGAUCCAUCAUCAUGGCCAAGUCAUCGAAUCACAACAGUAGCACCCGAAAUCAGUUGCAGUGUACACUCGACAAACAUCCCCAGGCUAGCGUGCUUGCCAGUUGUUACAGCGUCAAGUCAUCCACUUCCGUGAUCGAUAGUUUCCACUACUGCACUACCGCGGGGGCCGGUACGAUACCCCUUUCCGCAAUCGAUCGGACACAGUGGUAUCCCUGAGGUCCCUUCGGGGUCAAAGACAUCUCCAAGUCCUCCCUUUGGACUCUCCAUCGCUCCAGGCAUGGGGGUUAGUUGGCCGGGCAAUAUAUUACCGGAAUAUAAAGGGGAGGCAAUGCAUACUAUCCCGGAAGAGUGUGAGAGGCUCUUCUGUGACACAUUGUCUGCGAUCUUCCUUGGUGAGAGGAGCUUCGCUGGACAAGAGUCACUUGGGGUAGGUGCGUCUCAAAGCCGGCCGAACAAUAGUAUGCCGAUUGAACAGUGGUUUGAGCUGUUGGAUUACACCAGCGACACUAUACACCGUGGUUUUGUAACCAAUGCGAGCGGUGAACCAACCUUGUUUGUUUUCCUUGCAGAGAACGCACUCGGUCACGGUCUGAAAACAGGGUUAAUUGCCCUGUUUGAACUUGCUAAUAUAUCUGCUUUUGGGUGCCCCCGAAUUGUGGCAUGUGUACCCCGUUCGCACGAUGCAGUUGAACUAGAAGCUGUACGGAACCUCGGUUGGUGCGGAUUCAGUUUGACUACUUUGCAACCGUGGAGUGGUGCAAGAGACGUCGAACGCUCGCUUAGCACUAAAUGGCUUUUCUUGGAUGCGGAG
Messenger RNA from Aspergillus vadensis CBS 113365, 875 nucleotides. Its product is annotated as ornithine decarboxylase antizyme. Gene Ontology annotation, molecular function: ornithine decarboxylase inhibitor activity. Gene Ontology annotation, cellular component: nucleus; cytoplasm. The annotation marks the transcript as partial. Gene Ontology annotation, biological process: positive regulation of protein catabolic process. The transcript has 4 exons. The record is from RefSeq and is a predicted model, not a curated record. NCBI's taxonomy places the organism in Eukaryota, Fungi, Ascomycota, Eurotiomycetes, Eurotiales, Aspergillaceae.